AUGAUCGAGUCUGCAGCUGAUGAGAGGCUCCAGAAAGCAAGUACCCAGUUCUUUUCAGAUACUGGUGUAAUGGCCCUACUCUGUCAUCAUGAUCAUGUCAUUUACCUUGCAAAUAUGACUUCAGCUGGGGAGAGGCAACAUUAUGCACUUGCCCUCAUCAAAUCUCUUUUUGGCCAUCUCCCAUAUAAUUUUCAUAUUGGGCUGUUAUAUGACAUAGGUUGUCAACUGGAACAGAGCUGCAGGAAGUGGGGUUUUCUCAAGUCAUUUCUGCCACAUAUUUCUUUUGCCAUCUCACUUAUCUAUCACCCCCAAAAAUGUGAAGGAUUUGGGCUAUCUGAUGGAGAGGGAUGUGAGCAGUAUGCCACAUCUGUUUCAAGCUAA
This is a messenger RNA of Pisolithus orientalis, 381 nucleotides long. RefSeq lists its product as uncharacterized. Lineage: Eukaryota; Fungi; Basidiomycota; Agaricomycetes; Boletales; Pisolithaceae. Bases 1 to 381 code for a protein of 126 amino acids. The record is from RefSeq and is a predicted model, not a curated record. The transcript has 3 exons.